AUGCCUUCUGCGACCGGUUCGAACUGGGAGAAGUACCAGAAGAAAUUCGACGACGAUGAGGUAGAGGAGAAGAAGAUCACGCCUCUGACCGACGAGGAUAUCCAAGUCCUCAAGACGUACGGCGCCGCGCCCUACGGAGCAUCUCUCAAGAAGCUUGAGAAGCAGAUCAAGGAAAAACAGCAGAGCGUCGAUGAGAAGAUAGGAGUCAAGGAGUCAGAUACCGGUCUCGCCCCGCCACACCUGUGGGAUGUCGCCGCCGACCGCCAACGCAUGUCCGAGGAGCAGCCCUUCCAGGUAGCAAGGUGCACCAAGAUUAUCGCUGACGAGAAGGGCGACGAGUCGAAGAGCAAAUACGUCAUCAACGUCAAGCAGAUCGCCAAGUUCGUGGUGCAGCUGGGUGAGCGUGUCAGCCCGACGGACAUUGAGGAGGGCAUGCGCGUGGGCGUGGACCGAAACAAGUACCAGAUCAUGCUGCCGCUGCCGCCCAAAAUCGACGCCAGCGUCACCAUGAUGACGGUCGAGGAGAAGCCCGACGUCACCUAUGGAGAUGUGGGCGGCUGCAAGGAGCAGGUGGAGAAGCUGAGGGAGGUGGUGGAGAUGCCGCUUCUCUCGCCCGAGCGCUUCGUCAACCUGGGUAUCGACCCGCCCAAGGGUGCCCUGCUGUACGGCCCCCCCGGAACGGGCAAGACGCUGUGUGCGCGAGCCGUGGCCAACCGCACGGACGCUACCUUUAUCCGCGUCAUCGGCAGUGAGCUGGUGCAGAAGUACGUCGGAGAGGGCGCCAGGAUGGUGCGUGAGCUCUUCGAGAUGGCGCGCACUAAGAAGGCCUGCAUCAUCUUCUUUGACGAGAUCGACGCCGUCGGCGGCGCCCGUUUCGACGACGGCGCCGGCGGUGACAACGAGGUGCAGCGCACCAUGCUAGAGCUCAUCACCCAGCUCGACGGAUUCGACGCCCGUGGCAACAUCAAGGUGAUGUUCGCCACCAACCGUCCGUCGACGCUGGACCCGGCCCUGAUGCGGCCCGGCCGUAUCGACCGCAAGAUUGAGUUCUCCCUGCCCGACCUCGAGGGCCGCGCCAACAUCCUGCGCAUCCACGCCAAGAGCAUGUCGGUCGAGCGCGACAUCCGCUGGGAGCUCAUCUCGCGCCUCUGCCCCAACAGCACGGGUGCUGAGCUGCGCAGCGUCUGCACAGAGGCCGGCAUGUUUGCCAUCCGCGCCAGGAGAAAGGUGGCCACGGAGAAGGACUUCCUCAGCGCCGUCGACAAGGUCAUCAAGGGCAACCUCAAGUUUAACUCGACGGCCACUUACAUGCAGUACAACUAG
This is a messenger RNA of Geosmithia morbida, 1323 nucleotides long. Its product is annotated as 26S proteasome regulatory subunit T1. Gene Ontology annotation, cellular component: proteasome regulatory particle, base subcomplex. The record is from RefSeq and is a predicted model, not a curated record. Gene Ontology annotation, molecular function: proteasome-activating activity; ATP hydrolysis activity; ATP binding. The transcript is spliced from 4 exons. Bases 1 to 1323 code for a protein of 440 amino acids. Lineage: Eukaryota; Fungi; Ascomycota; Sordariomycetes; Hypocreales; Bionectriaceae. Gene Ontology annotation, biological process: proteasome-mediated ubiquitin-dependent protein catabolic process.